This is a messenger RNA of Pogonomyrmex barbatus (red harvester ant), 3739 nucleotides long. RefSeq names its product symplekin scaffold protein (gene Sym). Gene Ontology annotation, cellular component: mRNA cleavage and polyadenylation specificity factor complex. NCBI's taxonomy places the organism in Eukaryota, Metazoa, Arthropoda, Insecta, Hymenoptera, Formicidae. The record is from RefSeq and is a predicted model, not a curated record.
UUGCGGCCGUGGGGAACUGUCGUUUCGAUCUUGGUGUGGAUGUCAAGAUGCUAAGAUGGCGACGAGACCGAGCUUUUGGCGCAUCGCGGAACGCUUGUCGUCGACACCGGAUCACGAUUCUCGUACCGGAUAGAGGAUAUUAUACGCCCGAGGAGCGAGGAGAGAUCCCGCUUCGUCGCAGCUAAUAUCGCUUGGUCGCGGAAUAAAGGGGGGAAAAGGGGGGGAACUUAUGCGACACACGUGGCUCGAGAUACUUUCGCGCCUGGUCGCGUGAUAAUUUUGCUUUAGAUUUCCACGUUGGAUUUUCGAGCGCGUUUAUUUAUCGUACAAGCCGCUUGAGUUUCAUAUAAAUACAAUGGAUCCACGUUUGCAUAGAAGAACCGAGGUGGAAAAGACACCGAGCGAUUUGAUUGUUGAAUGGUUAAAUGAGGCCAAUUUGAGCCUUACUGAAGAAAUUAAGGUGACAAACAUAUGUAAAGUACAAGAACUUUUGUUGAACAAGGAACCACAUUUGUUAGAACAUUAUUUAAAUGAUAUACUACAAUUCUCGGUUGAUAGAAGCGCUGAAGUCAGAAAAACUAUUACAGGAUUUAUCGAAGAAGCUGGAAUAAAAUAUCCAGAAGUGAUACCUCGCAUAGUUCAAAUACUUCUUAGAUUAGCCUCUGAUGAAACUUCAGUUGUAGCUAAACGAGCACUUAGGGCCAGUGGCAGAAUUCUUAGGGCUGCUCUCAAGUGGAUCGCCAGUGCUACUGUCGUUACGACAGAUAUGGAAUUAGCCUGGACACAGCUAAGUGCUCUUAAAGUUCAAAUUAUAAAUAUGAUUGACAGUGAUAACGAUGGAAUAAGGACACAGGCUGUAAAGUUUCUUGAAGGUGUAGUUUUAAUACAAACAUAUCCAGAUCCUGACAAUCCAAAGAAAUCCGAUGAUUUCUCGCUUGAAGAUAUUCCGUUAACUUUGAAAAUAGCGCGUAGACGGAAAUUAGAGGAAGAAGCAAAUCAUGUUAUGGAUUUGCUGAUUAAGUUUCAUGGAUCUCCGCAUGUCAGCAGCGUCAAUUUAAUGACAUGUAUGGGUUCUUUGGCAUUAAUUGCUAAAAUGAGACCACAGUUUAUGUCAAACGUAAUUCAAGCAUUACAAAGGUUGCAACAUGAUCUACCGCCGACACUAUCUGAUUCUCAAGUAACCAGUGUACAAAAACAAUUAAAACUUACACUUUUCGGACUAAUGAAACAUCCUGCUAGUAUAGAAUACGCUUCAACUAUAGCUAAACAAUUGACUCAGCUUGGAGCGAAAGAGCAGGAAAUUAUUAAAGCGUAUCCAAAACGAGAUGUCCGUCGAAUAAAAAAACGUCAACAGGAGAUAGCAGCUGCUAGCGCCGCAAAGCGAGCAAAAAUUGAAGUAGCUUUGAUAUCCGAUGAAGCAGAGGCGACACCGAGUCCUGUUUCAGUGUCUAAAUUACCAGAUUUGAUCGAACUUUCUGAAAGUUUUAUUGCUGAGAGACUUAGUGUAGAAAUAGCAACAGAUUUAGUGAUGGAUAGUAUGGCAUGGGUACCAGAUACUAUGACGACAAUUUUUCAAAGAGAAUAUCAACCCACAGCAACUACUGAUAUUAACAUACAACGUCAAACAAUCGCCAAACUUUUAGCAACACAAAUCAAACAGACUAGAGCAAAGAAGAACAAGAAGGACAAGGAAGAAGAUGCCGUGAUGGAAGAUUUAAUUAAGAAUCCGACCAUUAGCGUAGCCGAGGUAAAACGAGAGCGUAAACGUGAAAAGGAUCGAGAAAAGGAGAAAGAAGCAAAAGCAUCACUAGAAGCUCACGAAAAAUCUCUUGCAAAAGCUAGAAAUCGUUUGAAGGCAUUGAAAUUAGUUGAAGUGACAAAACCGCUUUCGAAAGAAACUAAAGAACGAAUGUUACUGAUGGCUGUCAAUAGGAUAUUACUUUCGGAAAAGACGGCAGUUCUUGGUGGCGUAGCUGCCGUAAGAUCCAAAAUUCUGACUACAUUGGCAGCCACAUUCAAUCCUUACAUUAAGGAAGCUGUGCUGCGUUAUAUUACCGAUGAUAUGCGAAAUCGAUUAGAUUUAGCGUUAGGUUGGUUAUAUGAGGAAUAUGCAUUGCUACAGGGAUUUCAAAGGCGGACUACGCUAUGUACAAAACCUCAAGAGGCUCCACAUCAGGCGUAUAACUUUUUAUUGUGUACUUUAGUAUCAGCUAUUGAUUUAAUUCAGGGAAAAGACCGCGAUACUUUAUUAUCCAGACUUUACUUGGAAGCACCUUUAAUAACGGAGGAUGCUGUAGAGGCUUUAAAAAUGGUAUCAGCUGACGAAACUAGAGGUCUUAUACCACUUCAGCUUUUAAAAGAAAUGGUAGUGCGUAGACCAACCAAACAACUGGUAUUUUUGAAUGUCUUGUUAUGUCACACCGGACAUGAAAAUAAUACAAUACGGGAGGCUGCAAUACAGUUAGUCUGCCAAUUAUAUAGCCGGGCAGAAUUAAGUAAAAUGAUCGAGGAAUAUGCAGUUCUGUAUUUAGGCUUUUUACGCCUUCAUAAUCCACCAGAAAUUGUUUUCGGACAAGAUAGAGGCAGACCGCAAAUUGAGGACCAAUGGACCGAAUCAACUACGCGUGCCUGUUUGGGAUUGUAUCUUGCUCUUCUUAGCGAGCAUCAAGACCUCAUUCAUGAAUUAGCUAGGGUAUAUACGUCAAUGGGAGCAGAUGUAAAACGUAUUGUGUUAAGAUUGGUGGAAGGACCAGUGAGAUCCUUAGGCAUGGGUAGUCCGCAACUACUUGCACUUGUCGAAAACUGCCCGAAAGGAGCUGAAACUUUAGUCACAAGAAUUAUUCAUAUCCUUACAGAGAAAUCUGCCCCAAGUGCAGAAUUGGUAGCCAGGGUACGUGAGUUAUAUCAGACCAGAGUCUCCGAUGUCAGAUUUUUAAUACCUGUCCUGAAUGGUCUCACAAAGAAAGAAGUGAUCGCCGCACUUCCAAAAUUAAUAAAAUUAAAUCCUAUCGUUGUAAAAGAGGUAUUCAACAGAUUACUCGGGACACAUAACAAUGACAGCGGGGUACCGCAUACGUCGCCUAUAACACCCGCAGAAUUAUUGAUAGCUCUACAUAAUAUAGAUCCAAGCAAGGCCGAAUUAAAAACCGUAAUUAAAGCAACAUCCCUUUGUUUCGCUGAGAAGCAGGCGUACACACAGGAAACAGUCGCCGUUGUGAUGCAACACCUUAUGGAGAUGACGCCUUUACCGACGUUAUUGAUGCGCACAGUCAUACAAAGUCUAGCCCUCUAUCCCAGGUUAAGCGGAUUUGUCAUGAACAUACUUCAGCGUCUAAUUCUGAAGCAAGUGUGGAAACAGCCAAAAGUGUGGGAAGGUUUCGUCAAGUGCUGCGAACGGACACAGCCGCAAAGUUUCGCUGUUAUUUUGCAAUUACCACCGGCACAGUUGGCGGAAGCGCUCCGAAUGGCGAACAAUUUACGUGCUCCCUUGCUAGCUCAUGUUGAAGCUUUUGCCGAAAAUCAGAAAGCACACAUUCCGCAAUCAAUAAUGGAUGUCAUACAGGGUAAAGUACCCUGUGACAUGCACGAUGAGUUUGAUAUUGCACCACCUGGUGAUUAUUCGAAUGAUCAAAAACCAGAUACAAUGGAAAUUGAUCUUUCGGAACCAGCCCCUCCCGGUUUAGAUUAGCAUAAAAAAAUCAUUCCAGUGUUAAGAUCGGAAGCAUCGUUUAUCGGAUAU